Messenger RNA from Prunus avium (sweet cherry), 1397 nucleotides. Its product is annotated as GDT1-like protein 3. Gene Ontology annotation, biological process: Golgi calcium ion homeostasis; calcium ion transmembrane transport; Golgi calcium ion transport. NCBI's taxonomy places the organism in Eukaryota, Viridiplantae, Streptophyta, Magnoliopsida, Rosales, Rosaceae. The record is from RefSeq and is a predicted model, not a curated record. Gene Ontology annotation, molecular function: calcium ion transmembrane transporter activity; manganese ion transmembrane transporter activity. Gene Ontology annotation, cellular component: Golgi apparatus.
UUUUACUUUCUUGUUUUUGGUUUUCUCUGUCGUUGUUACUUUACUUGGGUCAAACCUUUCCCCUUUCACACUUUCAGACUCGUCUCUCCACCAUUUUAAUAUGUGAACCGCUCAUACUCCACCUUCUAGAGAUCUUCGCUGAUUAGCAAAGAUCUCUCAGAUCUCAUCACCAAUUUCCAUAGGCUUUGCGUAGGAUCUUAGUAAGGACUAAGCUAGGAGGAGACUCUUUUUUGGAUUCAGAUCCAAUUUCCCGAGAAAUUCCCCCUUAACUUUUCUCUCUGAUUCCAUCGUCUACCCAUCAGAGUUUCAGACCUUCUAAUUCCUGCCGUCAUGGGUUUUCGCUCAAUUCCUAGAACAUUUGCGUAUGCUCUCCCCCUCAUUGUGCUACUCAUCUUUACCGUUUCUGCUCAGGAGUCUGGGGUUGAAGCUGAGAGGGGAGACUCUAGUGGAUCCAGAGAUCUCGGCCGUCGUAGCAAGAUUAAUUUGGGCUUUCUUGAAGUUAAUGCUCUUGGACGCAAGAACGAGGUUGAUGCAGUUGCUCUUGGUCUCAAUGUGGACUCCGGUCUUGGAAUUUUCGAUGCCUUUAUAGCAAGCUUGUCAAUGAUACUAGUCAGUGAGAUCGGAGAUGAAACAUUUAUAAUAGCAGCUCUUAUGGCAAUGCGUCACCCCAGGUCAAUUGUCCUAUCUGGUGCACUCACCGCCUUGGUUAUAAUGACGGUACUUUCCACUGGACUUGGUAGGAUUGUGCCGAACUUGAUAUCAAGGAAGCAUACAAAUAGUGCAGCUACAGUUCUUUAUUUAUUUUUUGGGCUGCGUUUACUUUACAUUGCUUGGAGAUCAGAUCCAAAAUCGUCCCAGAAGAAAGAAAUGGAAGAAGUAGAAGAGAAACUUGAGUCUGGACAGGGGAAAACAACCUUCCGCCGUUUCUUUUCCAGAUUUUGUACACCAAUCUUUUUGGAGUCAUUCAUUCUAACGUUUUUAGCUGAGUGGGGAGAUCGUAGCCAAAUAGCGACAAUUGCUCUGGCAACCCACAAGAAUGCACUCGGAGUUGCGGUAGGUGCGACACUAGGGCACACCAUCUGCACGUCUGUGGCUGUGGUGGGAGGGAGCAUGCUGGCAUCCAAAAUCUCCCAACGCACUGUUGCUACGGUUGGAGGCUUGCUCUUUCUAUGCUUCUCCAUAUCAUCAUAUUUUUAUCCUCCUCUAUAAGAGUGAACUGUAUGAUACUCUAGGCUAACCUGAUUCUUUAAGAGCUUUCAAAUGCUCUAUACAUUUUGUUUUUGCGUUUUCUGCUUCCUUUUUCUUUCUUUUUUUCUUCGUCUUGGGAUUCCUUCACAUAGUAGAGUAUGAUACUCGGUUAUAACAGAUCAUUCUUAUUCGUUUGUAAUAUGUUAGUA